GGGGGGCAGUGCGGGUUGGAGCACUUAUUCCAAAAAAAAAAGAGCGGGUUGGAGGUCUGGGGAGGCGGCGGUAGGGUUUCCAUUCAGAGGGCGGACCAUGGCGAGUUCAAGCAGCUUGAGCAGCACGGGAGGUCCCCGAUGGGGCUCAAGGGAAGGGGGAAGAUCAUCCCCUAUCCCUUACCGGCAGGGCCCCCUCGACUAUUGGCCUCCGGUCCUCUGCAAGUGCGGCAACAAGGCGGGAAGGUUGACUGCGUGGAGUGAUGAAAAUCCUGGGCGAAGAUUCGUCAAAUGUUUCAGUGCUACGCCGGCAAUGGGAGGAUGCGACUUUUGGCGUUGGGUAGAUCCACCGCCGUCCCCCUUCCUCCGGGAGCUUCUUAUAGAUCUGCGCGACGCCGUGAGAGCACUGAGGAUGGAGAACAGAGAGCUACAAGGGCGAGUUGGUGAUGCAGCACGACAGCAAAUUUGGCCGGUUUAUGCAGCAGAGGAGCAGAGAGCGUUGGCUGAGCCAAUUGGAGCAGAGACGGUUGCAGUGGUGACUAAGAAGGCAGAGGAGAAUGCUGAACUGAGAUGCAGGAUCUGCUCACUAGAGAAAGAAGUGUUUAUCUUCAAGUUUCUUGUGGUGACAUGUGUUGUUGUAGUGUUAGCAAUGGCUUGGGUUAACUGGCCAUGAGGUUGUAUGAAAUGUAAAUUAGGAUCUAGUUAA
Messenger RNA from Panicum virgatum (switchgrass), 703 nucleotides. RefSeq lists its product as uncharacterized. Gene Ontology annotation, molecular function: zinc ion binding. The coding region runs from base 98 to 670 and encodes 190 amino acids. The record is from RefSeq and is a predicted model, not a curated record. Lineage: Eukaryota; Viridiplantae; Streptophyta; Magnoliopsida; Poales; Poaceae. The transcript is spliced from 2 exons.